AUGCGAAAGAAAGUACGUGGCUUUUUAGCUGGAAAGGAGCAUCUGGCUUCUCUGCAUAUUCUACAGCAGACGACGUUACUCAAGGGAUUGAUGGAACUGCUCUCACUGCCAUCGUUACCAGCUUAUGCGAGUUCCAUUUCAGGAGCAUCAAGUGGUAUUGGUGUAGAGACAGCACGAGUUCUUGCAUUGCGUGGUGUUCAUGUGGUUAUGGCAGUAAGGAACUUGGAUGCUGGUAGGAAUGUCAAAGAAGCUAUACUUAAUGAAAUAAAUGGUGCUAAGAUUGAUGUGAUGCAGUUAGAUCUUAGCUCUAUGCCUAACAAUGCAGGGGUUAUGGCAACUCCUUUCAUGCUAUCACAUGAAAACAUAGAACUGCAGUUUGCGACCAACCAUUUAGGUCAUUUUCUUCUAACAAACCUUUUGUUGGAUACUAUGAAACUCACCGCACGUGAAAGUAAAAGAGAAAGGAAGAUUGUUAAUUUAUCUUCAAAAGGUCACCGGAUGGUGUAUGGUGAGGGAAAUCCCUUUGAUCACAUCAAUGAUGAAUCAGGAUACUGCCCUCGGUUUGCUUAUGGACAAUCAAAGCUCGCUAACAUAUUCAUGCUAAUGAGCUUUCAAGGCGUCUAA
Gossypium arboreum is the source of this 624-nucleotide messenger RNA. Its product is annotated as short-chain dehydrogenase TIC 32, chloroplastic-like. NCBI's taxonomy places the organism in Eukaryota, Viridiplantae, Streptophyta, Magnoliopsida, Malvales, Malvaceae. Bases 1 to 624 code for a protein of 207 amino acids. The transcript has 5 exons. The record is from RefSeq and is a predicted model, not a curated record.